AUGAAGCGAGGGUACUUGUCUAUAGACGCGCUCAUACCCUUUGCGCGUCUUUAUAACGUCGCCAUCCGCGGGGUUACUUUCCGGAAGCUACGAGCAGAGGAUGGGACAGACAAGGGCGGCGCGAUCGUUGCGACAGAAAGGAAGCAGUCUGGGAAUGAAGAGCCGUCAGAAAAUGAUGUUCUAAUCAAGGUACCUUCUGACAUGAUCCUUUCCUUGGAGACGGUUCAGGAACGGGCCAAGUAUGAUCGACACCUUCACGAGGUACUGGAAGCGGUCGGGGACUUCGGGAAGAUCUCGCAUUCAUCUCCGGACCUUGCUGGACAGAAACAUAAAAUCGGCGCAUCCAAUGCUUGGUCUGAAUACGUCAAGUUCCUGCCGUCCUUUAUAACAUUACCUACCUUCUGGACAAUGGAAGAGCUGGAGCUGCUACGCGGGACGUCAUUGAGGCUGGCCUACGAGGCAAAGAUUAAAGCACUGGAAAAGGAAUUAGAGCAUCUUCGCGAGACCACUGAGGCUAUCGAAUGGUGCCGGGAACUUUGGUGGGAUGAAGAUAGUGUCACUCUCGAGGACUGGAAGUAUCUUGACGCUGUUUUUCGGUCACGCGUGCUGGAUCUACCAGGGUAUGGGCAUGCAAUGGUCCCUUGCAUUGAUAUGGCCAAUCAUGCGUCUGAUUCGACUGUGAAUGCCCUGUAUGAGAAGGAUGAUAAUGGAGAUGCCAUACUUCAGCUGCGUCCGCGGAAGAACUUGCGCUUGGAUGAGGAAGUUACUAUCUCAUACGGUCAGGAUAAAGCGGCUUCCGAGAUGGUCUUCUCAUAUGGUUUUCUUGAUUCAGAGAGAAGCGAUGCUAAGCAAAUGGUCUUAGACCUGGAUAUCCCGGAAGACGAUCCACUGAGACUGGCUAAAACCGCAUUCUGCAGAGAAACGCCUGGACUUUGCAUUUCCUCAAAACCUACAGAUUCCGACGGAACCCGAACUUACUGGGAGAGUCCGAUUGUCUGGUGGGCCUGUGUGAACGAAGAAGAUGGGCUUGGUUUUGCCGUAUUGCAGAAAAACGAUGGUUCGAAAGAGCUGACGGUGACAUGGAAGACGCAAGAAAUAAAGACUCCUAAUCACCUCAAAGAUAUUCUAAGUGCAGAACCAUUGUGGGAUAUCUUCCAGCUUCGCGCAGUCGUGCUCGUUCUCGAACGGCUAGAAACCCAAUUCUUUAUGCUGCAGACAACCGAAAGGAUGGUUUCAGAUCUUCAACAGCGUGAUGAUACGCUUGCGAUUUUCCGCCCUGAAGUGUUUAACACCGCCAUGAAACUGCGGGAAUUGGAGGGACGGUUGCUGGAAACUGCCAUAAAUGAUUUGGAAAAACAGAGAGAUCAAUUGAUGAUGAGCGAGGCGGUCAGAGCCUACCUCUCUCAACAGCAGUCUGUAGAGGUUGAAGACGACUUUUCAUGA
Molecule: messenger RNA, 1443 nt
Organism: Aspergillus nidulans FGSC A4
Lineage: Eukaryota; Fungi; Ascomycota; Eurotiomycetes; Eurotiales; Aspergillaceae
Product: SET domain-containing protein
Exons: 4
Coding region: 1-1443 (480 amino acids)
Molecular function (GO): protein-lysine N-methyltransferase activity
Source: RefSeq, a predicted model, not a curated record